Messenger RNA from Colius striatus (speckled mousebird), 1069 nucleotides. Its product is annotated as class II histocompatibility antigen, B-L beta chain-like. Gene Ontology annotation, cellular component: MHC class II protein complex; membrane. The record is from RefSeq and is a predicted model, not a curated record. Gene Ontology annotation, molecular function: MHC class II protein complex binding. NCBI's taxonomy places the organism in Eukaryota, Metazoa, Chordata, Aves, Coliiformes, Coliidae. Gene Ontology annotation, biological process: antigen processing and presentation of exogenous peptide antigen via MHC class II; immune response; immunoglobulin production involved in immunoglobulin-mediated immune response. The transcript is spliced from 6 exons. Bases 59 to 841 code for a protein of 260 amino acids.
GCGGGGGCUGCCCCGAGCGGGGGGUCCCGGCAGCUUCGCAGCCUGCGCUGGGCCGGCCAUGGCGAGCGGGCGUGUGCUGGCGGCUGCGGCCGUGCUGGUGGCACUGGGGGCGCUGGGAGCCCACCCGGCUGCCGCGGAGGAGACCUCAGGGGUGUUCCAGGUGAUGUUUGAUGGCGAGUGUCAGUACCUCAACGGCACCGAGCAGGUGAGAUUACUGGUGAGACACCUCUACAACCGGCAGCUGUUGCUGCACUUCGACAGCGACGUUGGGAUCUACGUGGGUGACAGCCCCCUGGGGGAGCCUAUUGCCAAGUACUGGAACAACCAGCCGGACUUUAUGGAGCAGAGACGGGCUGAGGUGGACACAGUCUGCCGGCACAACUACGGGGUGAACGAAGCUUACACUGUGCAGAGGAGAGUGGAGCCCAAGGUGAGGAUCUACCCCGUGCAGUCGGGCUCCCUGCCCCAGACCGACCAGCUGGUUUGCCACGUGACGGGCUUUUACCCCGCGGAGGCCGAGGUGAAGUGGUUCAGGAACGGGCAGGAGGAGACGGAUCAUGUGGUGUCCACGGACGUGAUGCAGAACGGGGACUGGACCUACCAGGUGCUGGUGUUCCUGGAGACCACCCCGCAGCGUGGGGACACCUACAUGUGCCAGGUGGAGCACGUCAGCCUGCAGCACCCCGUCACCCAGCGCUGGGAGCUGCAGUCCGACGCUGCCAGGAGCAAGAUGCUGACGGGGGUGGGAGGCUUCGUGCUGGGGCUCAUCUUCCUGGCCGUGGGGCUCUUCCUCUACAUGCGCAAGAAGGGCGCCGCGUUCCCCAGGCUGCAGGGCUCCUGAGCACCGGCCCGGCCCCGCGGAUCCUCUGCGCCGCCGGCAGCCCCCUGCCCCCAGCCUCAGCUGCGCCUCGACCCGGCCCUGCCCGGAGCCCCCCGUCCCCGCGCUGCCCCCCGGGCUCAGCCCCCGCCCCCGGCCCCGGCCCCGGCCCCGGCCCGCCCUCGCUGCUCUGUGCUUGCCACGAUGGUGGCUCCCUGCAGCUCUGCCUAAUAAAGUGUCCUGCUGCCCUCA